This is a messenger RNA of Trypanosoma conorhini, 2727 nucleotides long. Its product is annotated as RNA editing complex protein MP100. Bases 1 to 2727 code for a protein of 908 amino acids. The record is from RefSeq and is a predicted model, not a curated record. The transcript has a single exon. Gene Ontology annotation, biological process: double-strand break repair. Gene Ontology annotation, molecular function: single-stranded DNA binding; 5'-tyrosyl-DNA phosphodiesterase activity. Gene Ontology annotation, cellular component: PML body; cytoplasm. NCBI's taxonomy places the organism in Eukaryota, Euglenozoa, Kinetoplastea, Trypanosomatida, Trypanosomatidae.
AUGGCCCUCACGCGUACGUGGCCCUGCCUUGCCGUGACAACCUACCGACAGUCGAAGGUCAGUGAUCGGUUUCAGCUGCUGAUCACAAAGAAGGAGGUGGAGUGCGACUACGUUGGCGUGGAUGCAACGGCGCUUGUUGCAACGGGGCUCCGCCUCGCCAAAAAUGUGUCGACGGAGCAGCGGCGGCACAAGGAGGUGGCACGCCACGUGGCACAGUCGCUGCAGCAGCUGCUAAAGAAGGUGCGCUGCAAAAAAUCCCUUCUGCUCGCCAUGGAUGGUGCAGAGACACUCUUGAAGGCCGAGCGGACACGGAGCGGCAGCCUGACGCGGAAGCUCGAAAGUCGUCUGAUGCGGCUGCCAGGAACCGCCCUCAUGCAGGCGGUGGAGGAACGCCUGGUGCGCAUGAUGCCGGAGCGGCAAAUUUUGCCCGUGGAGGUCGUGUUCUCUGGCACGUGUGUUCAAGGCUGUGUGGAGCAGAAGAUGUCUGCGUGGGCGCUGGACCUGGCCUCCCGCGACACCUUCAACGGGAGCUCCGACUCACUCUGCCUCAUUGGGGCCUCGGAGUUGUACCUGAACGUGAUGGCCCUGUCCCCGUUCUACAACAUCACCAGCGUGGUGCAGAAUAACGCGGACCUGCGACAAAUGCGUUUGCAGGAUAUUCUUGAAUGGCUGGAGCUCGAUAAGAAGGCGAAGGAAGGGGAGAGCGUCACCAUUGCAAAGAUGCGCACGGACAUCCUCUUUUUGUUUAUCCUCGCCUUCGGCGCUUCCUCGACGGAGCUGAACCCCCUGCCGGGUCUGGGCUUCCACGAGUUGGUGGAGUGGUAUGUGAAGCUGCUGAACGAGUCCGCCCCCCCCGAGGCCAUGGCCUCGCAGAGUAGCACCCCCACGGCGGCGGGGACGACGGGGACGUUUUUGUUUGAGGACGCCCCUGGAAAUACGCUGCGGCUCAACCUCCCGCUUCUCUGCCGCAUCAUGCAACUGGUGACCCGAAGGGAGGCGGCCCAGCGAGCCGAUGCGGCCUCCGAGGCGUACCUGGAGCAUGCGCUGCAGACGCACGCCAUGCUGUGUCUCGGCGAGGCACCGGCGUAUGAUUACCUGCCCACAGUGCCACUAUCGCCACAGGCCAACUCCACGUUACCAGGGCUGGCGCAGUUCACGGGGCACCUGAACGCACUCUGCGGUUCUUCGCCGCACCGCACCGCGCGUUGUGCCGUGCCCCGCCUUAACGCAUCAGAGUCACCCGGGGGAGGUGAACCGGUACCGCAGCACCGGCCCCUGACGGCGGCGGAAUACACCAUACUUUGCCAGUCCUUACCAGCCACGGUGGAAGGCCUGAUUCACCAGUACGUUGGCGUCGCCCCAAAGCCGGAGGUGGGCAAGAUGAUCACCGCAGCAAACACGCUGGAGGCCCAUAGAAUUGUACGGGAGGUGUUGUCGUACGCGAAUCCGUUAAAGCCGCACAAGUGCCUCUGCCUCUCCCCCUCGUAUUGCUGGCUACAGAGUGAGAAGACGCAGCUGUGGCGGUUUAAGUACGUCGACAUUGGCGUCUGCAGCCAUAAGGCGGAGACGCGUCGCCACCGCAACGCCAUAAAAGGUGUCACUUUGGAGGUAAACAUGUCCCGUGACGGACCGGCGUGCUUUGCCCCUUCCACUGCGACGUGGGAGCCAAUCCUUAACUUUCCGUGCGGCGCAGAGGAGCCUCACGCCGCCGCAUCGCCGCAGGCGGAGCACGACACAAGGAGUGAGCCACCACCACCACCACCACCAACCGUAGGGGAGGGUAAGGUAAAAACACCGCCGCAAGAAGAAGGGUCUGUAGAGCCCGGGUUGACGUCGCGCCUGCCCACACGCGGCAGCAAAGGGGGGGUUCGAGCAGGCAUCGCAAGCCAGGCGACUUUGAAGCUGCUUACGUGGAACGUGAUGUUUGACCGCUAUAGCGGAAAGCCCACCCCGCUGGGAAUGCCUGGCAUUGAUUGGUGUUCCCGGAAACGCUACCCUGUCCUCGCCAAGGUUAUCCAGCAAGAGGAGGCAGACGUUGUGGGCAUGCAGGAGGUGGAACCUGUUUUUUGGGAAUUUCUGUCGAAGCAGCCGUGGAUGCGUGAGAAUUACUACUUCUCGUGCGGUUACGCGAGUCCGUCGAUUACGCCGUGGGGCGUGCUCAUGCUGGUGCACCGCCGACGCUUCCCCGUUCAAAACAUCACAUUUCUUAACGUUCCUGCGUGGGCAAAUCACAUUUCGCUAAUGCCAGUGGUGCGCCUUCAGAUGCCGCACGGGUCCGUGCACGUGGCGGUGGCACAUCUUUUGGCCCCGUACACGAAAUCCCAUGAGACGGCACGCACCUCGCAGGAUUCCGCGCUGCGGCAUCACAUGGUAAAGACAUUGGCUGGUGACGCUGUCACGAUGGGCGACUUCAACGACUGGCCAACACGUGAGUUCUACAUGCCGGCGGAGUCGCAUUAUGUUGACUGUUGGCCGCUACUGCGCCCGCACGAUGCUGGAAAAACAAUGGACGAGACGAAUACGUUCUGUAAACUGAAGGUGGAGGAGAUGUUCUACGGGCGUUCCGAUAAACUGUUUCUGCGCAGCCGCCACCUCGUUCCGGUGGAGGGGCAUCUCGUGGGCACGAAGAGUGUGAACGACGAGAAUGGAAACAAGGACGCCCCUGCGUAUCUGUUCCCGUCGGAUCACUACGGUGUGAGCAUGACGUUUGCGUUAAAGCCGCGGUAG